UAACUCCAUCACUACCCAACCCAAAACCUUCCCCCUUCUCUCUCUCUCUCUCUCUCUUUCUCUCUCUCUGUCUGAUUGAUUGCUUUUUCAGCACCAACACAAUCUCCUCUCACCAACCUCAGCCCCAUUCAACCGCACCCUCCAUCAUAUUCAACCACCACUUCUCAUUUUCCACUUCUUCCUCUGUUUGUUACACCCUCUUCAUUUUCUUCUUUCUCUAUCUUCACCCAACACAAAUCAACAACCCUUAAAUUCUCUCCACAUUCAACCUUUUGCUCACCAAUUCUCAUCUGGGUCUUCCUCUUUUUCUUCAUUCAUAUCCUAUUCCAUCGUUUGCCAUGGACAAAGAGUACUUUCUCAGUGCUUGUGUGCACUUCGAACCAUCGCCGGUGCAAAACUGGCAGUCUCUGUUUUCAUCCCAGGAGAUGAAUUGCUCGCCGGAGCAAUCUUUGGAUUGUUUCCUCAAUCCCAAAUGGGAUAAGUCAACGGACCAGUACGCGAACUUCGAGUCUGCCCUGAGCUCAAUGGUCUCAUCUCCCGCGGCUUCCAAUUCGGCAGUGUCCAACGACAGCUUCGAAAUCCCUGAACUGAUCGGAAAACUGGCCAAUAUUUGCAACUCCGGCGAGAUCUCCCCGCAGUCCCACCCUUUGCUGGCGGCCACGGCGGCCUACAUUGGCGGUGGAAACAGUAGCCCUUUGAAUUCACAGUCACAUUUGCCAAUUAUGGGUCAUUUUGUCAAAGAAAAGUUGCCCAAUUUGGGUAAGUCAAUGCCGCUGAAUCCCAAUUUGAGGGCACUUUCAGACGAUCCCGGGUUCGCCGAGAGGGCGGCGAAGUUUUCAUGCUUUGGAAGUCGCAGUUUCAAUGGCCGAACGAACCAAUUGGGGUUGAACAACACUGAAUUGCCAUAUAGAUCUAGUCCAUUGAUGGGAAGCCUAAAUUUACAUGGAGUUUCGAGUAGCCCUUCUCUCAAGCAAGCUGUGUCUCCAAUGGCUGCUAAUCAAGAAAACAAGAAUUCGACACAAACCCAAAUGGAAAUGGUGACUAAAAAUGGCUCGGACACAAAAUUCAAUAAAGUACCAGGGUCUGCUGCCUCGGAUCGGACUGAAUUUGCCAGUUCUAAUGAGGGUUCCUCUGUUUCCGAGCAAAUCCCAAUUGGGGAAACAGGGUUGAAAACUCCAAGUGAUUCGAAUUCCAGGAAAAGAAAAGCAGCUUCAAGGGGAAAAUCCAAGGAGAUUGCACCAAUUCCCUCUUCCAACACCACAAAGGUGGCAGAAACAGAGGACAACUCGAAUUCAAAGCGAUGCAAAUCUAGCGAUGCUAAUGGGAGCGAAAAUGGUAGUGUCAAAACAGAGGAGGAAAUGCAGGGGACUGCAAAUGCGGCAGGGGAGGAGGAUCAUAAACAAACCAAGGCUAACCAAAAGCUUCCUGAGCCCCCAAAGGACUACAUUCAUGUCAGAGCAAGAAGGGGUCAAGCCACUGACAGCCAUAGUUUAGCCGAAAGAGUUCGAAGAGAGAAGAUCAGUGAAAGAAUGAAGCUUCUCCAAGAUCUUGUGCCCGGUUGCAAUAAGGUGACUGGCAAAGCACUAAUGCUCGAUGAAAUUAUAAACUAUGUACAGUCAUUGCAGCGCCAAGUUGAGUUUCUCUCUAUGAAGUUGGCUUCAGUGAAUCCAAGGUUGGAUUUUAACAUGGAUAGUCUCGUACCAAAGGAUGUUUUGCAACCUCAUCCAGUAUACCCAUUAGAUUCCUCGGCAUCACCUUUCUUCGGACACCAGAACCAGCAAGCCCCACAAACACAUACCAAUGCUUCCAAUGUGACAGUGACCAAAUGCUCAGUGGACCCUUCAGUGCAAUUAAGUCUGUUUGAUGAACUUUGCCAAGGUCUUCCACAGUUUCCAACAUUAUGUGAAGAUGAUCUGCAAAGCUUUGUUCAGAUGGGGUUUGGUCAGAACGCAAACUGCAACACAGGAUUUCAUUCACAAAGCUUUCCUGGCUCAAGUCAGACAUCCCACAUGAAACUUGAACUGUGAUCACCAAUCAUCCAUCAUCAAUUCAAGCCCCUGAGGGGAGAGAGAGAGAGAGAGGCUGCUGUAUAUUAUAGAAAAGAAAGAGAUUUUCAUUCUCAAUUGGUUGCUUUCAUGGACUGCCAAUCCAUCUUUAGGUCUAAUCAAUAGUACAUUUUUUUUCCUCUUAGCUUUUAUUAUUUUAUUUUUGAUCUUCCUAUUUUCUUUUCUUUUUUGGGGGGAGGGGGUGGAUUUGUUAUAAGUAUCCAAUGUAAAAUCCUAAACCCAGCUCCGUAUUAUGGUGCAAAAGUCCUAUAUUAGCACCACUUGUAAGAUAUAAUUUCCGGAAGCUUUCAUUUUCCAACCCUUUCCAAAUCGUACUACUGCAUAAUUGAAAAUCGGACAAUCAAUUCAACAAGAUUUAUCAUAA
This is a messenger RNA of Camellia sinensis, 2430 nucleotides long. Its product is annotated as transcription factor bHLH62. Gene Ontology annotation, molecular function: protein dimerization activity; DNA-binding transcription factor activity. The record is from RefSeq and is a predicted model, not a curated record. Gene Ontology annotation, biological process: regulation of DNA-templated transcription. Lineage: Eukaryota; Viridiplantae; Streptophyta; Magnoliopsida; Ericales; Theaceae. Gene Ontology annotation, cellular component: nucleus.